UGUAUUCUGAUUUUUGUGUACAAAGUAUAAUCGUUUUAGAUUGUUUUGAUAUUUCUCGUUCUAAUGAGUGUGAUACUUUUUCAGUUGCAAAAUUUGCAAAUGUGAAACUUAGUAAUUGCUGCAUCGAGACGCAUGGUUCGCCUUGACUUUGUAAAGUUUAUUAGCAUGCAUAUUGUAUUGUGAUAGCGUAAAUUCACCAUAAUACCGUACCGUACCUUCUGAUAUUAGAAAAAUUCAAGUUCAAUGACCUAUUUAAUAACAAAUAAUUUGAUACUAGUAAUUUUUGCCUUGUAACACAAUACUCCUAAGCUAUUUAGGCAAUAUGUGUGAAAUUUUAAAGGCAUUGCGCGACCCAUUGAUAGACAUAGAAAGUGAUUGUUUUAACAACACAAAUAUGGAAGAAAUUUUAAAGGCAGCUGAACCUACUCUGACGGAUAUGCCAGUUGAGAUAAUUUUAAAAAUAUGCUCAUUUCUUGAUUCACAUUUUCUAAAAUACUCAUUCAGUAAGGUUUGUCAGAGAUUUGAAGAUAUAUUGGCAGAUGAUCAUCUCUGGAAAUAUUGGGUCCAAAAUAAAAUGAAUGGCUGUUUCCCAGCUAUACCUAAUUUAAAUAUAUAUGAGGAAUCUGAAAUAGACUGGGAGGAAUUAUGUCUAGAAUUAGACAGUGAAAAAAAGAAAUGGUCUGAUGUAAAGAACACAACAAAACAUAUUAUUGCUAAGGAUGCACAUUAUGCAUCUGUGGAUGCAGUGCUUCUUUUAAAUAAAGGGGGUGUUUGUGUGUCUGGUGGAAGAGAUCGAAGUUUGGCAUUAUGGAAUGUUUUAGAGAUGAAUCCUGAAGACUCGGACUUAAAACCUAUAAGGAUGAGACAUGAUGCCCAUGUAGGUUGGAUAUGGGAUCUUGCAGCUGAUAAUGCUGACUGUGCUGCUAUUUUGUAUUCAGCUUCAUGGGAUAACACUGUGAAAGCCUGGGACUUGGCUGCAGAUUUUAAUUGUGUAGAAACAUUCAAAUGUGGAAUGUCUGCUUUAUCUGUUGUGGCAUCUGACAGAACUGUCAUGGCUGGUCUUUAUUCAAAUAAAGUACUGUCUUUUGAUUUACGAUCUGGAGGUAAUCCAAUAAGUUCUUACAAGGCUCACAAAGGUCCUGUAUUGGCUUUAAGCUCACACAAAAAUAUGGUUGCAUCAAUUAGUGAAGACAAAACAUUAGCUAUUUGGGAUAAAGUUGCAGGAAAAAUUAUGAGAAACAAUAUUAAAAUAUCCCGAGAUAAACAAUAUCCAGUUUGUAUAAACUGGACCUCGACAGCUAUGUACAUAGGUGAUUCUGUUGGAUUUCUUCAUCUAUUUAAUCCAGAAGACUUUACAUUUGUAAGAUCUCAUACAAUAUGGGGUGCGACCCCUGUGAUGGAACCUAAUCACAAGAUAGCAGGAUGCUAUCAGAGUAAUGGAAAUAUUAUAGCUUGUUCAGAUCAAGGGCAAAUAAAAUUUUUAUAUAACUGCCAUCCGCCUAAAGAGUAUAGCACCAUUGAGACAAGCACUGUCUCUGUGACAAAGUUGCAAUACAUGAGUGGUGUUUUAGCUGUUGGUACCUGUGAGACAGCACUUGAAUUCUGGAUACCUACCUAAUACUUUUAACAUUUGAGGACAUGACAUUUUUGUACUAACAACUUUUUGUAAUUUCAUGGUUGCUUCUUAUUUAUUUUUGUAAACAAGAAAAUAAUUUAUUAAAACAACUUCAUUAUUGAAUUCAAUGUAUUUCUACACAAAAUUAUAUAUUUGAUUUUCAA
Messenger RNA from Pieris napi, 1779 nucleotides. RefSeq names its product F-box/WD repeat-containing protein 9-like. Gene Ontology annotation, molecular function: histone binding. The transcript has 6 exons. The record is from RefSeq and is a predicted model, not a curated record. Lineage: Eukaryota; Metazoa; Arthropoda; Insecta; Lepidoptera; Pieridae. The coding region runs from base 323 to 1618 and encodes 431 amino acids. Gene Ontology annotation, cellular component: Set1C/COMPASS complex.